Messenger RNA from Adineta steineri, 840 nucleotides. NCBI's taxonomy places the organism in Eukaryota, Metazoa, Rotifera, Eurotatoria, Adinetida, Adinetidae. The record is from the annotation of a GenBank genome assembly.
AUGAUCAAUAUACAAUUUAAACGUACUUAUAUCAAACCAUUUCUACUCUUAUUAAUAAUUAGUUUCAUUUAUCUACUUGCCAGUCGAAAGACUACUACUACUACUCCUCAUGUACAUAUAGUAACUAUUCAAACACAACCAAAAGCAUAUAUUAUUACUGCUGAUUGUAGUUCAAUUCGUUUUAAUUUUACCAAAAUAAAUAUUGAACGUGUUUUUCCAAAUUAUUUUGAUAUUAGAUGUUUUCUAAGUGUUUCAUUAAAUGAUUCUCGUAUUCAUACAUCAUCAUCAGCAGUACUUAAAAAAUGGUCAUCGAAUCUAUUAGCAUUUGUUGAUCUUUGGACUUAUGAAAUUCCUAAAUCGUCAAAUAAUAAUGAAUUUGAAUGGUCAUUUAUUUUUGAAGAUGAUGUUAACUUUUGUGAUCCAUCUCAAGUUUCAUUAUUAAAUUUUAUAGAACCAUUACAAGAAUUAAUGCAUAAUCAACAAAUUCAACAAAACGAUGGAUUCGUUUAUUUGGGUAUUUGUGGACCAGAUUUUAAUAAUUCUAGUCCAUCAAUCAUAUUUAAAAAUACGAAGAAUAAUUUGAAAAGUGAAAAAGGUUAUGGAUUUUGUCUUCAUGCUACUGGUAUAACAACAAAACGAUCGAGAACAUUUUGGAGUGAAAUAUCUUCAUAUAGACCUAAUGAUGGUGACAAAUCUCUUGAUCAUCAAUUACGACAAUAUUCAUUGAGAAGUCGAAAAUAUUUUUAUACAUUUGGAUCGAAUUAUCUUUAUCCACCUGGUACAGGUCAUUAUGGAAUUGCAUAUCAAGAUCGUGGAAAAUUUGGGUCAACUAUAUCGUAA